Messenger RNA from Brachypodium distachyon (stiff brome), 1228 nucleotides. RefSeq lists its product as uncharacterized. Gene Ontology annotation, cellular component: plasma membrane. NCBI's taxonomy places the organism in Eukaryota, Viridiplantae, Streptophyta, Magnoliopsida, Poales, Poaceae. The transcript has 3 exons. The record is from RefSeq and is a predicted model, not a curated record. Bases 1 to 1041 code for a protein of 346 amino acids.
AUGGCCCGGCACGCCAAGACGGACUCCGACGUGACGAGCCUGGCGCCGUCGUCCCCGCCUCGCUCCCCGCGCCGCCCGGCGUACUACGUGCUCAGCCCCGCCGCCUCCCACCCCGACGUCGUCGCCGUGGGCGGCGCCUCGGGCUCGGCCGCCGCCGCCGCCGCGGCCGAGAAGAUGUCGCUCGCCGGCUCCACCCCGGCCGAGUCCCCGCUCCACUACCACUUCCACCACCACCCCGCCGCCGUGCACCACUCCCGCGAGUCCUCCAUCGGCCGCCUCCUCUUCUCCGACCAGCUCCGCUCGGGAGGCGGCGGCGGCGGCGCCGCGGGGGCCGUGCCCUGGCGCCGCCUCGGCCACGGCCACGGCAGCGGCGCCGGGAGCGUCGGGGACGACGGCGAGGACGAGGACGGGGCCCGCGGCGCCGGGUGGUCGCAGUCGCCGUGGAGGUUCUACGCGCUGGGGGCCGUCGUGUUCGUCGGCGUCUUCGCCUUCUUCUUGCUCGUGCUGUGGGGCGCCAGCAAGUCCUACAAGCCCCACGUCGAUGUCAAGAGCGUGGUGUUCGAGUCGUACCACAUCCAGAGCGGCACGGACCGGACGGGCGUCCCCACCAGGAUGAUGUCGGUCAACGCCACGGUCAGGCUGCGCUUCCGCAACCGGGGCACCUUCUUCGGCCUCCACGUCACCGCCACGCCCUUCCUCAUCUUCUUCGACGACCUCACCGUCGCCUCCGGGAACAUGAAGGAGUUCUACCAGCCGCGGAAGAGCGGGCGCGUGGUGACGGUGUCCGUGGCGGGGAAGCAGGUCCCGCUCUACGGCGCGGGCUCGAACCUGCACAGCAAGCCCAACAACGGCCGCCUGGGACCAGCGGUGGUGCCCGUGAGGCUGGCCUUCGUGCUCCGGGCCCGCGCCCACAUCCUGGGCCUCCUAGUCCGGUCCAAGUUCUACCGCCGCGUCCUCUGCCGGCUCGACGUCCGCGAGGCGCACCUCGGCAAGCCCGUGCGCGGCGUCGCCGCCGACUGCGAGUACCACGACGGGAGGUGACAGUAGCAAGUACCAUGGCGUCCCAAUUCGCACUGUACGACUGAUGCUUGAUUAGAUGUAGUAGCAGUUUGGUCUGAUUCUGGUUCUGGACUCUGCAGACACCGCUAGUAAAUGCUAAUUUGAAGUGAAGACCAUGCAUCUGAAAUCAGAAACAGCAUUGCCCUAAUCCACCCUCCCUAUUAAGCUA